CUCUGCCUUAGAACACCUUCAUCCUCCCCAAAUUUCAUAGAAUAUUCCACCCCUCAUGAGCCACAGUCGUGUGAUUCAGGACUCUGAUGACGAGGAUGACCCAUUGUGCGAAGUCCCAACAUCUCCAAACCGUCAGGAUCCGGUCAUGCAGGACGCGCAGAACGAUCUAUCUGAGCACGGCCGCUUCAACUUCGAUACCGGCUAUGCUACUAAUGGCUAUACACAGGGAAACGGCGUAAAUAUUUCCCAUGCAACUAAUGAUAAUAAUAGCCUUGCUAGCUCUCAGCUUGGGAUCAAUUUCGAUGAUUUCCUGAAAUCCCAAGAUGGCGGGCCAGCCUGGUUAUCUUCGCAGCGGCGGAGGGAGGAGAGAUGGAUUCCUAGUACGGGGAGAACGGAGUCUAUCGGGGCGGUGAUGACUGAAAUCAAUCUUGCGCAAAAGAAGCUCUUGGAGGAUGAGGGCUGGAAUGGCGACAGUACUCAUCUGUCCCGUCAAAACUCCGCUCUACAGAGGUCUUUGCCACCUGUUUCAUUCUCUAUCGAUGAUCAGAGAUAUCUUCAGGAGACGGCUCAGCAGGGACAUGGUGCAUUCAGACAGGGUAACGGACAUUUCGCAAUAAUAGUUGACUCCCGUAUACCGGAGUUUACAGAGCAGCACGAGGAAGUAACUCGAUAUGAAGUCCCACAUCAAAAUACGGGCUUUGAUAGAGACAUUGAUGAAUCUGCCCAUACAUCCAGUCACGAUGAACACUACGAACUGGCCACGUCGUACAACUACUUCGAAUCGUCUUUGAAGGGGUCCAUGGACCCAGUGAAUGCUGAGAAUACUACUAUCACCGGGACAGUUGAGAAUGAAUACAGAGAUGGGCUUCAAAGGACUCCGGUUCGACCGCGGUCGAUGCAAAUGACAUCCUACUCGCCUCAUGAUACAGAGCCCUUCUCAUCUCUAGUAUUACCCGGACUAAAUAGGGCGAAGAGCGACGAUGCAUCUGGUUUAGUCCAUCAGGAGGAACAGUUGUCUCAGAGGAGUAUGCGUGAUGAGCUUGCUGUUCCUGUUACUAUUGAAAUACCGAUAACGAAGAAGACCCUCGUCCACAAAACCAACGAAAACGUGCCGGAAGACGGCGACGAUGAUGAACUGGCUCUUUCUGAAGUGCACGAGCACGCCAAGGAGAAUGAUGAGCAUAAACAACAACAGAACACUGAAGCAGUGUCAGAUGUUGGCCUUCUGAACGCGGCUCCUGAAAUCGAGGCUCCUCGGGAAGUAAGCAUCGUCCUUCCCAUGGAGCAAACUGCAGGAUCUCCUGAAUUCUUUCUUACGAAGCAAAAGGUCCAUAUUGCGGAACCUACAAAGCCAACACCAAAGACGAGGGGGCCUAAAAAGAAAAAACUGAAACGAGGCAAGACCACGUCAGUCGCGUUGAAAAGGACUUACGAGUCAGACGUCGAAGAUGAUGUGAUCUGGAUAGACGAGAAGCCCCUUCAUCCGGAAUUGCAAAAUAACGAUCUGAAUGACGAUCACCAGAAAUCUUUUUCAGAAAGUAAUAGGCCUGGCCAAGAUAAAGAGAAGUUGGGUUCGGAAUCUAUCACCAAUUCAACAACUUCACAGAUUCAACCAGGGGAAUCCAAGAAACGUGGACGUAAAAGGAAGAAGACGGCGGAACAAGUUCAGAAUAAUGAAGACGACAAGCCUCGAAUUGGAGAGGUCGAAGCCACUUCUAAUAAUAUACUCCAAGAUAUUUCGAACACCGCAAACACAGCUAACUGCGACCAGGACCACGACCCCAGCAAGGAAAACAAAGAAAAAUCAUGCAUCUCCAACCAAACAGCUGAGGGCUCGUUUAACUCACCAACGAUCCAUGAAGAACAAUCAGAUCCAUCAAGUCCCACAAAAGUCGACGAUAAUCCAUCUCUCACGGCUCCAACGGAGCCACCAACACUCCACGAAUCCGUAACCCCAAAGAAGCAUCAGCAGCAGCGACAACAAAAAGAUCUGAACAAUCAACCAGAAAUAAGGUCAAACAGCGAGACAUCGCUAGACCUGGGCAAAGGCACACCAGGUAAAGACCCCCGGAAAGGACCGGACAAGCACAGUCCUAUCUCGACAACGAGCAGGGUUCCCUUCCGUGUUGGUUUGAGUCGCAGAGCGCGAAUUGCUCCGCUGUUGAAGAUUGUGAAGAGAUAAUUGAAUUACUAAAUAAAACCCCCUCCCCCAAAAAAAAAAAAAUAAAAAUAAAAAUCCAUGAGUAUGGAAUGGAACGUGAUUGCUUAAUGAGUGGACAAUAUCGAGAGAGAAGCCAAAGGUGUUCCUGGCGCGCUUUUUUCCCAUCUUCUAUGGCUGGGUUUUCUUUUAUUCUACAGGUCUGGGGGUCUCAUGCUUUUCUCUGCUGUUUACUGACCCAUAGGGCUAUAUAUUUAUUUCGUAUAUCUUUACUGAACCUCUUUUACAAUGCAUUGCUUGCUUAUAGGAUCAUUAUGAGUAUGAGGACAGGUUAGAUACCUAACAGGAGUCGUGCACCAAAUUGCCUAUUCAUCUUUGCCAGAUUUACUUUAUCUAUUUGCUGUCGUGGAAUUAUCAGGACUGUUAUGUCCUAGGGAAUUUGAUACCAACCGAUUAUCCCAUCGGCAUCAGGCUACACCGGUUGUUAUU
Molecule: messenger RNA, 2647 nt
Organism: Monascus purpureus
Lineage: Eukaryota; Fungi; Ascomycota; Eurotiomycetes; Eurotiales; Aspergillaceae
Source: the annotation of a GenBank genome assembly